This is a messenger RNA of Cicer arietinum (chickpea), 1000 nucleotides long. The record is from RefSeq and is a predicted model, not a curated record. NCBI's taxonomy places the organism in Eukaryota, Viridiplantae, Streptophyta, Magnoliopsida, Fabales, Fabaceae.
UAUAGAAGCUUCAUGAAAGUGGUAAAAUUUUAAUUAUUAGGCAUAGACAGAUAAAUAAUUGUACAUCUAGUUAACAUUUUGGUUUUAUUGUUAUGCUUAUGAGUUUUUUUUUUCUUUUUUUUUUUUUCUGAGGAAAUGUUAUGCUUAUGAGUUACUAUCUAAUAAUAUUUUGCUAUAGAUGAAGAAAUAGGUGAAUACCUUAGAACUACUGUUGAACAAUUAGAAGAAAAACAUCUCAGAGGUCAAACCACUAAAGAAGUUGAAACGGCAUCACAGGUCAAUACCAUUCUAUUUACUUAAGCUACUCACUCCUGAAUACAAUCACCAUGACAAUGUCUUUGAAUCAAACAUCCUUUUUUUUUUGUGCAGAUACAAAUGAAACAAACACCAGAGGCAGAGCAUGAAUUUGUUGAAAAUGUUCCGGAUUUAGAGAUACCAUCAGUAGCAAUAUUACCAACAAAUUCAAAAGUAAUUUGCAGGCCAUAUCAAAUUUCUUCUCCAUAAAACUCAUUCAAUAGUCUACGACUUGGUAAUGAAUGUUAUUAAUACUUUCAUAUCAGUAAUGCAUCUGUUCUUAAUACAGGAGGUGAUGAAUGAAGAAUCAACGAAUCAACAGUGUUUGAUGAACCAACAACAUCCACUUGGAGAAAUUGAUACUACCACCAAACCUUCUCAAGGAAAUAAUUGUGUUGAAGAAGGAACUGCAUUAACAAAUGCCAACACAACAACACCCUUAAUUCAUUUAGAAUUAGUCAGUUCAUCAAAGGAACAAGAUGUUGAUGUUAGAGACUCUUCGGGAACUACCAAGACUAAUGAUGAUGAAGGUAAAGACUCUUUGGAUAAAUUUUAUUUUCUUAUGUUACCUCAUCACCCUUUUGAUUUUUGAAGUUGAACUCUCUCCACUUCCACCUUUUGUUCCGUUUCUCUAAAUGAUGCUGCUGUUGGGAAAGUAGCCUCAACUAUUGAAGAACAGUUUCCUAAGGAUGAUGAAUUUAGAGUU